This is a messenger RNA of Strigops habroptila (Kakapo), 6890 nucleotides long. RefSeq names its product 3'(2'), 5'-bisphosphate nucleotidase 2 (gene BPNT2). Bases 209 to 1276 code for a protein of 355 amino acids. Gene Ontology annotation, biological process: skeletal system development; phosphatidylinositol phosphate biosynthetic process. Lineage: Eukaryota; Metazoa; Chordata; Aves; Psittaciformes; Psittacidae. Gene Ontology annotation, cellular component: endomembrane system. The record is from RefSeq and is a predicted model, not a curated record. Gene Ontology annotation, molecular function: 3'-nucleotidase activity. The transcript is spliced from 5 exons.
CUCAGUGCGAGCGGCGAGCCCCGCCCCGCCUGACCCGGAUACAGACGGCGCUGUCUGCUCGCCGGCCCACCGAGGAGCGUGGAGCCGGGCCGGUCCUGCCACUCGUGUAAGAGCAGCGGUGAGAGUGGAGCGCCCCGGCACCGUUAUGGGUCUGUGGUGAGCGUCCAGCACUGCUGUCUGCCCCACUGUUCCCUCCUGCCCCGCGGCCAUGGCCCCUAUGGGGAUCCGCCUCUCGCCGCUCGGCAUGGCUGUGUUCUGCCUGCUGGGGCUGGGUGUUCUCUACCACCUCUACUCCGGCUUCCUGGCCGGUCGCUUCGCCUUCUUCAUGCUGAGCGAGCCGGCGGCCGGCGGGCCCGAGACUCCCCACGGCUCCGGCGCCGUGGACCUGCGGGAGCUGCUGGCCGUGUCCGUCCUGGCCGCCGUCAGGGGUGGGGAGGAGGUGAAGCGGGUCCGCGAUGGCAACGACCUCAAUGCCAAGGCCAAGGGGAAGACGCGGGAGGGGGCCGAGGAGCAGCUGACGAGCGGUGACCUGCUGUCCAAUCGUAGGAUGUUCUACCUGCUGAAGAGCGCCUUCCCCGCCGUGCAGAUAAACUCUGAAGAGCGUGUUGAUACAGCUGAUCAGGAGACAGUCUCUUGGAAUCGCAGUAUUCCUGAAGAUAUAAAACAAAAAAUACAGCCUAAAGAGGUUCCAGCAGAAAGUGUUACUGUCUGGAUUGAUCCAUUAGAUGCUACACAAGAAUACACAGAGAAUCUUCGACAGUAUGUCACGACGAUGGUUUGUGUGGCUGUAAAUGGUAAACCAGUAAUAGGAGUGAUACACAAGCCAUUCUCAGCAUAUACAGCCUGGGCAAUGGUGGAUGGCGGGUCAAACAUAAAAGCUCGUUCUUCCUACAAUGAGAAAACUCCGAGGAUUAUUGUAUCCCGCUCCCAUGCAGGAAAAGUUGAGCAGGUUGCACGACAGACAUUCGGAAAUAAAACUGUGAUAAUCACCGCUGGUGGAGCAGGCUAUAAAGUGCUGGCCCUCCUUGAUGUGGCUGAAGAGAAUCAAGAAGAAGCUGAUGUAUAUAUCCACGUCACCUACAUUAAGAAGUGGGACAUAUGUGCUGGAAAUGCAGUGUUGAGAGCAUUGGGUGGCCAUAUGACCACCCUCUCUGGUGAAGAAAUUAGUUACACUGGCUCAGAUGGCAAUGAGGGAGGACUUAUAGCCAGUAUCAACAUGAACCAUAAAGCACUAAUUGAAAAACUUCCAGAUCUGGAAAAAACAUCACACAAAUAAACGUGACUGAUGGAGAAGUGCAAGUCAUGCUUUUGUGGCCUCCAAAUGCUCUGUCUGAAGAAGCAGGUGUGAAAACCUGCUGGGAAAGAUGCACAGCAGUUUGGUGUGGGUUUGGGGACUCUUAUAAUGCAUUGGGUUUCUUCAGUGGUGGUAUUUAAAAAAUAAUAAAAUAAUAAUCAGAAGUAGGAAGGGGACUGACUGCCUCACACCUCAGUUUCCAUGUUUUACUUUUUUUCAGACUGUUUUCAAGCAGUUCUUAUACUGAAGGUGCAUAUACAAUAUAUAUUGUUGAAUGUAGGUGAACUAAAGAAAAAUCCAAAUUUAUUCAUAAGUAGUUCUCACGGGAAUUUCUUGGAACCUUUUACAUCUUGUUACUGUAGUUGUAGCAAUUCCAUAAUGAAUUAGGUAGGAAAAAAGGUUGAUUUGUAUAGGCAUCUGAUAACUCUGGACAAUUUAGCAGAAAACAUGAUCCUGUGUUCUGUAUCCCCUGAAUAGAAAGCACAAGAAGGUUGACACAUUUAUAUGCAGCAACGGUUUAUCUUUGACAGUGCGGCCCUCCUUUUUAAGAGGGGGAAAAAAAAAGAAAAGAAAGAAAUGUUCUGUACUAUUUUGACUUUUUUCCUGAAGAUGUAAACCAGUUUAGUUCAGCUAGAUUGUGAAUAUCAGUGGUUUAUUAAUCAGUGUAAUUAUUUCCAUACACCUUUUUGAAAGAAGGCAGCGUUUCCAUGUAUGGUUUUGAACAGUUACUUCUGGUCCUUCAUUUCUGCGUAGUGUUGAAGAUGCAUGCUGGACUUUUCUGUAUUGUUGGACUUGUUCAUCAUUCGGUGUUUGUGCCUAUCGAAGCUGCCUCUUCCUUCAGUACCUGUUUUUUUGUUUCUUUUGUUCCAUUGGACAGAGUUAUAUGGAAUGAGUUUAACAGAAAUAAUAAGUUGAUUGGUUGGUUUUGUUUACAACAUGACAUAAAACCCAGCAACUUUUCUACAAUCCCCAAAAUAACUUUCUGUCUUUUUAGGUUAAGGUGCACUCUUUUCUGCAAAAAGCUCUUGAGCCAUCCCAAGCAGCUUGCAAUUACUUGAUUUGUGGUACUGUAUAUAGAGAGAGACCAUGUGAAUGUGAAUCUGUUUAAGCAAGUUUUUGAAGAACAUGUGCUUAAAGUACAGCAGUGUCUGCAAAACUUUACCAAAAAAGUUUGUCAAUCCGGUAUAUGCAGAACAGAGCAUGGGCCCUUUGAUAUCAAAUGAGUUUGUUGCACCUUGAAAACAUGUGGACGUCUAUCUGCAAAAAUGUAACCAUCUGUAUUGUUCUCUGCAUCCCUCUGAAGGGUUUCAGAAGGUUAAAAAUAUACCUGUUAUUUGAAUUACCAGUAGGUAAGCUUCCCAUCUCUCUUCGAAAGCUAAAAUUCUUAGUUAAUACAGAUUCUUUCUGUUCAAAGUUUAUUCAGUACAAGUUUAGGCUGUUUAAACCAUAUUCUUACAUUACUUUCAUUUGAAUUUCUUUUGUCAUACUGCUGCUCUGAUUAAAAAGAGGUUUUUCUCCUUAUAUUGGUAGCGGAGCAUGUUAGAUGCAUUUUUUAACUUCUAGCUAAUGUUCACAUUUCCAAAAGACAGCCGCCUCAGAUGUUGCAUGACUACAGAUGCAGACUUUUAUUUUGUAAACUUACUGGCAAAGUAGACUGCAGCUUACUUAGUCCUACUAGCCUUUUGGUACGGGUAGUUUUUUUAGAGAACUCUUUUCCAAAAUUGACACUGUUGCUGCUAUUUGAAAAUAGCUUUUAUGCAUGUAGAUAAUACACAAAGCGACUUCCACUUUUUAAAUUACUAUGUGCUGUGACAAAUAAGUGAACAAGCCCUUUUUAAAAAGGGUCUGAUCUAUUUUGAAGAACUUGUAGAGCUUCCAAACCUCAGAAAAGAAUAAUAAAUCCAGGCUUUAGUAAUAUUUUACAAGAAGACUGCAGCUUUUUUUCCUUCAGGCUGAUUUAAAUGUCUUAAAGCCUAAUAAAAAAGAAAGGAACAGCUCUUCUGUUUAUUAAAGAACACUGAUUAAAAUUUAAACAUGAGAAAUAGCCAUAGUUAGCCUAGUAUUAAAACCUAAUUGUGUCACAGAGGUUGAAUGCGCAAUACUUAAAUAGGCAAUUAAAACAAAGUCUGUGGCAGGUUGUGGUUUUAGAUUCAGGUUGAAAUAAUGUGUUAACUUGUGAAAAUGUGCUUUUAUUUUAGGUAUGAUUCUAUCACAUCCUUGCAUAAGCUGUGAUCAGGCUUGGCUUCUAUAUGAGAAAUGAAAAAUAAGAUGUUACAUAUUGUACAAGGGUUUACUUCAACCUCUUAGUUGAAGGUGUAGAGCAGUAAACAAGUAUUUGCCUAAAUUAUUUUUCCUUAGGAAGAUAAGGUAGAGGGAGGAGCUUCAGUCCUACUUUCCUUGCUCUCAUAUGCUGGCUAAAAUACCUGGUCUUCCAUUGGGAAGAUGUGUGCUUGUUUAGACCCAUUUAUAUCCUAAAUUGCUUUGUUGCAAUGGAUCACAGUGUUCGGUACCUUUCACGGGGGACCUUACUGCCCCAAUCUUAUUUUUUGUGAAAAUGAAAGAAGAGUGAGAGUGAGGUGCUCAGUUAAUUACUUCUAGUACAGCCUGAGCUCAUACAGCUUUCCCACAGCUGAGGCCUAAGGUGGUGCUUGGGGUCUCCAAGUCUGCUUUAAAGAGGAGCUGCUUUGAUGUGAGAAUAGGUAAGAACCUGGUGAAUAUCGUUUCUGAUGUCGUUUUACAACAAAUGCAACUCUGAUGCAGACCAGCAGUUCAAAAGUGCUUACUUAGCGCACAUGUGCCAGUGCACUUCCAUACUUGUUUAUAUAGUGUUAACACUCUAUACCCUAUUUCUUUGACUAUGUUUACCCUCCAUUCUAAAACAUUUUGUUGCUCUGGCUUAAGUAUUUGUUUGGUCCUAGCUGGAUGUGGAUGUGACUUAACCUUGUGCCCAGAGUGGUAGGAAAUCAUACUGUACCCAUGUCUCAUUGAUGGGCUAGAACACUGUCCUUUACAUUCUAGCAUUUUCCACAUAAAACUGUAAUACCAUUUUUAGGGAUGCUACUUAAAACAGUUGCAUGUGUAGGUGGGUCCUACAAAAGUAUGUCUUUUCUAAAAAUUUUAAUUAGAAGAAUUCAUGCUAUCAUUGUAGCUCCAAACAAGGGAAGUAAGAGAAUGUAUUUAGCAUUGAUUUUCCAAUGGUGGAUUUUUUGAGUGGCUAUUAUGGUUAAGGUAAUUGCAGGUGAAAUUAUUCUAAAGCUGUAUGUAUUUUCUCUCUUUCAUUCUGCUAAAAAGAGCAAAUGGUAGGAUAGAUCAUACCUCGUACUGUACCAAGAGUCCUAACUUGAAUGAAUGUUUUCUAAGUAAAUGGAUACAGAAAUAUAAAAGGGUUGAAUAUUAUACUUACCUGGUUUCAAGAUUAACCUUUUUGCCAGACUUUUACAGGUGGACUUAGAUAAGAGUUGUUUGAUCUGAUCUGCAGAGCACUUAAUAUUAUGAAAAUAUUUAACAGAGAUGGCUUAGAUGGUGAAUUAACCAUAUAGGUAAAGCUGCAAAGUCAUCUAGUGAUGUUUCAUAUAUUUGCUUUUAGUUCAUGGUCAUUAGAGUGGACAGAUUUCAGGUGCGAGAAGAGGUUUUAUUUAGUGGCCAGUGGUUGGAGAUCGAGGGCAUGGAAGGGAGUCAGCGCUGUAGUUCAUCUCUGCUUUUUAUUUAUAAACAGAUGUAUCCCAGCAUCUUUGUAGCAUCCUGUUAUCUGUUGGAGUUGUACAACAGCUGUGCAAUACUGUGUAAUCCUGGUUUAACAGUGUGAAACAGGGAGUCUGCAUCCCCCAAGAACAGUGCAAUGAGAAGUGACUGAGUGUUGUGCUGGGCCUCUUCUGUGUUACAACCAGCAGAGGCUUCGUGUUUCAUUGUAUUGUGGAUGUCAUUCCAGUUGUAGUUUCUCUGACGGCAAAACUGCUUUCGUAGGCUACAGUCUCCCCAGUUAUGCCCAACCACUUUGUGGAUCUGUUUUCUAAAGUAAAAUAACUUUCUAGAGAAGUGGAGAGGAAAGAAGCAGAUGGCUGUGCUGGAAAAAAUGUAACAGAGAGCACUUAUAUUUGUUUCUUGAUUUUUUUGUGGUUUUUUUUUUUUUUUUUUUUUUGUUUGUUUUUAUUAUUACAUUGAUAGUUCCACUUCUUCUGCCCUUCAGAGAUUAGAUAACUGUGCAGGUAAGAUUUAAUGGACCACAGAUAAAUGCUUGUGGCAUUUUAUGCCCACCUGGGAUGAGGGCAGGGGCCACUGCCUCUAACCAAGGAGUGCCUGAAUGGAUGGCUUCCUGUCAGGCUACUCACAGUGAGCCUUUUUCAAUGUUUUGUUGUAGAGAUUUAGGCCCUUUCCCACAGACUGUUACAGAUUUGACUUUGCCAAAAUAUUAAUCACAGUCUACUUUCUGACCUGCUAUCCUCAAUGAUAAAAAAACUACAUAGUAGCCACUUCGUGGUAAUGUAACUUGCUGAGACAAGACUGAGGUAACUAAUUUAUGGACUCAAAAGAUUGCGUGACUUUUGAACCACACCUUCUGUAUGGCAGCUAGUAUGAAGUGCUAGGCAACUGCCAGUGUCUUCCCACCUCAGAUGCAGGUCAUGCCUCUUGGGUGGUAUCAAGCAGCUGUUGAAGCCUUAUACUUCAUGAUUUUCAGAUGCCACACCAUCUCUUUUAGCUCUUCUGACAGACGUUCAGGAAUGCUCAUAAAAUUUCUUCUGGAGCCAGUAGUUAGCCAUUUUCCCCUCUUUGCUGUUCCUCAUUUCUGUUGUUUCACAAUCCUUACUCCUUUGUUAGUCCAUGUGGACAAGAAAAAUGAGAGAUCGGAGGUAGAGGCAGUCCCAGAAUGAAAGAACCACAGCAGUAAGCUACACAGUUUAUCCUCAAGCUGUUAAGGUUUGGGACCAAGGUCUAAGGUGUUGAUCCUACCAGAAGUAACCAGUGCCAAGAAAAUAAAGGCAACUUGAAGAGAAGUUCAUGUGAUUGGUCCUACUGAACAUGUAGAAAAGCUGAAAAUAGACUAAGGAGAACUUAAACUCUAAAGAAAGUAAGAGAACAGCUGCUCAGUGUAAUGUUAAAAGCAUUCAGCGUUUCUUUUCCUCUGGGUGCAGAGCUUCGUUGUUUAUGAAUGAGGUUCCAUUGGCCCUCCGUGAAAGACCUGAUUUUGUUGAAGUCAGUAAUAGCAUUCGCACGGCAUUCAACAUGAGCAGAAGCAAGCCAGAUAAAACAUGAACAGUAAAUUAAGCUAAGCUCUGAAGAGCUCAGCUUCUGCCAAUAGAGCAAACAACCUGGGUUGUGUCAAACUCGCGAGAACUUGAAAACAUCAUACCAGUAUCUCAAGGUUUUAAGUCUUUCAGGCUUUUUUAUGGUCUACAUAAAAAAUAUGGGAAGAGAACCCACUUUCAGAUAAUACUGUUUUCAACCCCAAUUGUUCCUUACUUGUAAUUCACAGUUCUUUUUCUCCCCAAAGGACCAGCAACACUGGCUGUUUUCCUGUUAUCCCACCAAAUUGUAUUAGCAUUUUCCAACUGUGUGCCAAAUUGAAAUAAAAAUUCUAUAAAUAAACUCUUUGAAAAUA